Molecule: messenger RNA, 1919 nt
Organism: Daucus carota subsp. sativus
Lineage: Eukaryota; Viridiplantae; Streptophyta; Magnoliopsida; Apiales; Apiaceae
Product: deoxyribodipyrimidine photo-lyase
Exons: 9
Coding region: 120-1598 (492 amino acids)
Biological process (GO): photoreactive repair
Molecular function (GO): deoxyribodipyrimidine photo-lyase activity
Source: RefSeq, a predicted model, not a curated record
CAUUUUUCCCUCCCUUUUCUCCCCCAUUGUCUAAACCCUAAUCUCUCUCUCUCUCUCUCUCUCUCUCUCAAGUUAGCAUUGCCCCUCACAAUUCAGCGUACGUUAACCCCUUCUAAUCAAUGACAAUCACUCUACCCUCAUCAACACCCGUGCAAUCGGGUCGAAUUCGGGUCCUCAAGAAAGGAUCCGAUCACCUUGUGGGGCCUGUUGUUUACUGGAUGUUCAGGGAUCAAAGAUUGAAAGACAAUUGGGCUUUGAUACACGCUGUUGAUCAAGCCAAUAAGGCCAAUGUUCCGAUAGCGAUAGCAUUUAACUUGUUUGAUCAGUUCUUGGGAGCCAAAGCUAGGCAAUUGGGGUUUAUGUUGAGGGGUUUGGAGAAAUUGUGUGGAGAAAUUGAGGAAACUCUUCGUGUUCCGUUUUUCUUGUUUCAGGGUGAAGCUGUAGAGACGAUUCCUAAAUUUUUAAGAGAAAGUGGGGCUUCACUUUUGGUUACUGAUUUUUCCCCAUUGAGGCAAGUGAGGAGUUGGAAAGAGGAUAUUUGCAAGAGGGUGAGUGAUUCAGUGUCGAUCCAUGAAGUUGAUGCUCACAAUAUAGUACCACUAUGGGUGGCGUCGGAUAAAUUGGAAUAUGGUGCUAGGACUAUAAGGGGAAAGAUAACUAAAUUGCUCCCUCAAUAUCUGAUUGAUUUUCCAACUCUUGGACCUCCUAAUGAAAAUUGGGUUGGCUCAACUCCGUCAGUAGAUUGGGAGAAUCUUAUUUCAGAUGUUGUGAGUAAAGGGGCUGAAGUUCCUGAAAUCGGUUGGUGUGAACCAGGAGAACACGCUGCCCUGGAAGCAUUAAAGGGGACCACAAACGGGUUCUUAACAACUAGAUUGAAAAACUAUUCUUCAGAUCGCAAUAACCCUUUAAAGCCCAAAGGACUCUCUGGUCUUUCUCCAUAUUUGCAUUUUGGACAGAUAGCAGCACAGAGGUGUGCCUUUGAGGCAAAUAAAGUAAGGAAGGUUUUUCCCCAGGCGGUUGAUUCAUUCUUGGAGGAGUUAAUUGUACGGAGGGAACUUGCUGAUAACUUUUGCUUCUACCAACCUAAAUAUGAUUCGAUUGAAGGGGCUUGGGAAUGGGCUCGUAAGACCCUGAUGGAUCAUACAUCAGAUAAACGUGAACACAUAUACACGAAAGAGCAAUUGGAGAAGGCGCAGACAGCAGAUCCUCUUUGGAAUGCUUCUCAGUUGGAGAUGGUUCACUAUGGAAAGAUGCAUGGUUUCAUGCGGAUGUAUUGGGCAAAAAAGAUUCUCGAGUGGACUGCUGGCCCUAUAGAAGCUCUAGCUAUAUCAAUAUAUUUGAAUGACAAGUAUGAACUUGAUGGGAGAGAUCCAAGCGGAUACGUUGGAUGUAUGUGGUCAAUCUGUGGAAUACAUGAUCAGGGUUGGAAAGAGCGCCCUGUAUUUGGGAAGAUUCGGUACAUGAACUAUGCAGGAUGCAAAAGGAAAUUCGAUGUUGAUGGGUACAUUGCUUACGUUAAGCGUCUGGUUGGUGAUAUCAAGAAAAGGAAAGGAGAAGAUUUGCUAAAUGAGAAGGCAAAGGAACUCCGCGGGCAAUAACCUUCUUUAAAACUUACAUAAAACCAUUUUUAUAGUGUUGGCUAAAAGACUAAAACUUCAGUUACCUGAAAUAUUCUGAACACUGGGGGUGUUUAAGUCGUAAUUGUAUGUUUUUGUGAAGUUUUCUCCAAGACAAAAUUCAACUGUAUUCACAAAUGUAUAAUUUCUAAAGAUUAUAUGAACCCAGGACAAUGGUCUUUCACAGGCCUAAGAAACAACCCCUACAUAAUUAUUGUGGGUAUUAUGAAUUGCGAUGUAAAUUAAAUUCCACAUUUUGACGUCAUUACUCAGUGCAAUUUAAUGAAAAGUCAUUUUUUUAAA